AUGGAAGAGAAGUCUAUGGAGGAAAUCAGAAAAACUCAAGAGGCGUCUGCAAGCAUCAACAGGAGGUAUGCAGCGUUGCGAGGUUUCGACUACCUAUCCGUGGUUGCCUUCAACAAGGUCUUCCUCCUGAACGCCCUGGUGCUGGACGGGAGGUACGACGUGGCGUUCUACCUUGACGCAGACGCCUUGGUAUUCAACUUCUCCUUCUCUCCCCUGCAGGCCUUGAACUCGAGCCAGCUGUUCGCCGUCUGUCGGGGAUCGUCAGAUGAGGAAGAUACGUGGGAUGUCAACGACGGGGUGAUGAUCUGGAACUUGAAGCAUGCCCGGGCACGGGAGUUCAGUCAGGCAUGGCUGGAUAAAUCUGUAAUUGCCAUGCUAGCGGGCAGGAACAGUGACCAGUAUGAACUACAGCGAUUACUGGAAAGUUCAGACCGAGAAGAGAGGGCAAGGCUGUACAGAGUUUAUGUGUCACAAGAUUUAGCUUUCAUGAACUACGAUGGUCCCAACGUGAAGCACUUCCUGCGGUCAAACUACACUGACUGGACGGGCUCGGAGGUGUCGGCCAGGCUGACGAUGAUGAAGCAAGUGAUUGAUGAUGGAGGGCUGCGCGACAAUCUGGAGGAUUUCAACGGCCUCAUGAGACUGUUUCACGUGCUGAGGUGA
Molecule: messenger RNA, 663 nt
Organism: Guillardia theta CCMP2712
Lineage: Eukaryota; Cryptophyceae; Pyrenomonadales; Geminigeraceae
Exons: 3
Coding region: 1-663 (220 amino acids)
Source: RefSeq, a predicted model, not a curated record